AUGCUUAAAACGUCGUUUCUCCAUCGACGCGUCGCUCUCGAUCUGAUCGAUUUGGCACCGAUGUUUCUUCUUCUGCUGGUACCCUUGGCGGUGCUUGGCAACCGACCACCGGCCGCUGUAUUCGAGGAUGUGUUCGAGCUAGGGCGACCCAAUUCAGCCUUCCUGGCGACGGCCGAGAGUCGAAAUGGCAUGAAGGCGUAUCUGCGUAAGAAAUACCGCAACCUAAGGGAUCCCGUCCCCCAAGCUUCCACUAUGGCGGCCUAUACCGCCGCCCACGAGCGAUACCAGAACUCGGAGGAGAAGCGAAACGAUCGCAUCCGGAUGGAGAACUUGCGAAAGCUUGCCUCCAUCCGAACGAAGCGACUGGAUCCUCAGGAACAGCAGCAGCAGCAGCACCAUCAACUGGCGACGGGGAAAAAGGCGAAGCGUAUUGAUAUCGUCCCUCGGGAGGUGUUCAAGUUCGAGCUAUCCGAUGCGAUGGUGUUUCACCCAGCCUCCAAAUCGCAGACGGCCGACCAAGAGCCGGAAGUGCGCACCAAGCGUGAAGCGAAACGGGUCGAACCGGUACCGCGCGAGAUCAUCCGGUUCGAGCUGGCCGAUGCAAUCGUCGCGUCGAAGAAAAAGGUCGAGAGCCUCGAGCCGGCCAACGGUACUGCAGCGGCGGCCCACAAAAGGCAACGACGCUCGGCCAGUCCGGAUCCGCGCGAUUACGUAAAGUUUGAGCUGGAGGACGCCAAGUCGCCGCAGAACUACACCGCUCAAGCGCGAAGCGCGCCGAAGAUUACGGAAAAUUUGCGACACCCGUUCACGUCCUCCGACAGCUACAAACGUGGCAAGGUGUUUGAUGAGGUGGUCGAGCGUCCGGAAGCCGGCGGCAGGAAGACCGGUCGGAGCAGAAAGGAAAAACGUGAAAGUAUAAGCCAGCUGGAGCCGGAGCAGGAAGAACUGAGCGACAUGAGCCCGGAGGAGUCGCGGCGCGUCAAGGUACGGGGCAAAAAGCAGAAGCAGGUCGCCAACUACGAGGAUCUUCCGCCUGGCGUGCAGAAAGCGAUCGAUAUAGCGAUCAAGGAGAAUGAGCGAAUGAACGGCAAGGGCAGGGAGUUGGGGCAGGAUGGGCUAGCGGUGACACCGUCUACUCCGAAGUACUUCUUCGGUGACAAGAAGCCGAAAACGAAGAAGCCGUACAGUGGGCCAACCAAAAUAACGGAACCCAAGUUUGUGCCCAGUGCGAAGAUUUCGGAAACCAAGCUGCCAUCGAUCGAAGAGGAAUCCAACGGUCAGACAGGGUUCAUUCCCAGCAAAGCGAUCGGCAUGGGAACGAGUGGUCCGCAGCUGGAGGCAGGAGACGGUGGCAAAACUUCCAGUACGCUGCAAGGCAUUCCAAAAGCCUGGUGGUCGUACUCUGACCUGCGCCGUCCAAAGCGUCUUUAUCACAAGACGCCAGCGCAGCCUCUCGUCAUCAGUCCACAGUACGUAAGCACGUUCAAACCUGCCGGCGAAUCGAGCAGUAAGAUGAACGACUUGUCACCGGGUUAUCACCACCGGCGACCGACACUCUUCGCACCCGUAUCUACGUCCGGUUCGGGCUCCAGCGGAUCUUCGAACGAACAUUAUGCCUACGAGGGUCAUCUGUCCAACGGUCCCGAGGAGGUCAUCAUUAAGGAGCGACCAAAGAUUCAGUACGUCAUCAAGGAGAUCCCGGUGCCGGUGCAAAUGAAGCAGCCCCGCACGAAGAUCACCGUGCAGCCGAGUAUUUCCAUCUCGUACGAUAAGGAUAUCACGAGCCCGGCAUCAGGAGAGGGUAGCUCUGGUCGAGGAUACGACAAUCCGUACGGCCCAAUAGAGCUUCAGUAUGAGCACCGUCAGCCUCCGAAAGAACCGGCGAAAUCGUUCCAGAAUAUGAAAAUAGUGGUCCCGGAUCCAAAAGAAGAGUCUCGAGAGCAGGAACAAUACUACGACCAUAGUAGCUACAACCAUGGAGGCGGUGUCGAGUCCACUCAAGGACCACCCGCACACUCGAAUGAGAUCGACACGACCGGCAGCAGCAUUGCGGCACUUUCGGCGUUGAUCGGCCAGCGUCCGAGUGUGCAGCUCAAGGGAUUGAACGAGCUGCUCCAGAUGCCGAUUGCGAUGGGAAAUCACCAGCAAUUGCAGAAGCAGCAGCAACAUCAUCAACAGCAGCAGCACUACCAACACCCACAGCAGCGUCCUCAAGAUAGUACGGCUCCGGUGACGUUCCCGGAGUCGUCUACACCUACGCCAAAAUCGUCCCGACCGGGCUAUCGAUCCGUACAGAUCGAGCAUGGACCAAAGAUUGUGUACGACGACAGUCUCUACCACACGGUACAGAUGAACCCGCAGCUGCAAGUGCCUAUGAGCAAGGAGUACACUCCGAUCAAGGAAGAGGUACCGGACAUUGCCGACUCGGAUCUGAUAGGACCGACGGUAGCCACUCCAACGCACGCGACGUAUAUCAUAGGAUCGCCAAAGUCAACCCCAGCUCCUAUUGUGGAGCAUCACGAAUUUAACGAAGAAGAAGCCGGCCACGAAACGAACUCGUACCGCCACAUCAAUGUCCACAGCACCCCGGCAACACCGCUGGUUGAGUCGGUGUCUCAUCACUACCAGGAGCAGCAUCAUCACCACCACCAUCACCAUGACGCCGGUGACGAGCACUACGAUGACUCGGAAGGAUAUGCCUUCGGGUAUCGAGUGCGUGAUUUCCACACAGGAAAUGAUUUCGGUCACGUGCAGAACCACGACAACGGUGUUACGCGUGGUGAGUAUCACAUCCUGCUGCCCGACGGUCGUGUGCAGAACGUCCGCUAUACGGCGGAUGAGAAAGGAUUCCAUGCGGACGUCACCUACGAGAGUGUCCAUCCUGCGCCCCACAAUAGGAAAUAA
Anopheles coustani is the source of this 2904-nucleotide messenger RNA. RefSeq lists its product as uncharacterized. The transcript has 4 exons. The record is from RefSeq and is a predicted model, not a curated record. The coding region runs from base 1 to 2904 and encodes 967 amino acids. NCBI's taxonomy places the organism in Eukaryota, Metazoa, Arthropoda, Insecta, Diptera, Culicidae. Gene Ontology annotation, cellular component: extracellular matrix.